AUGUGGUCCAUCUUAGUCGUGUUGGCCACCGCCGUCGCUGUGCAAGGAUUCGGCAUCAACCGAGGACUAGACACGAGCCUGGCUCAAGCUCAAGCUCAGGCGCAGGCAGUGGGGUUGGGACUCGGCAGUGGGCUGCUGGGUGGAGGAGCAGGGCUGAGUGCUGCUCAGGCACAGGCGCAGGCACAGGCUGCCGGGCUGGGCGGCGGCCACCACGGCAUCUGGAAGCGCCACGCCCUCUACGGUUUGGGGCUGACUGACUCCCUCGCCCAGGCUCAGGCCCAGGCACAGGCCGCCGGGCUGGGAGGUGGAUACUACGGUGGAGGUGGAGCGGCCCUGAGCCAGGCACAAGCGCAGGCGCAGGCUGCCGGGCUGGGCAGUGGUUACCACGGCAUCUGGAAGCGCCACGCCCUCUACGGCUUGGGGCUGACUGACUCUCUGGCCCAGGCACAGGCCCAGGCACAAGCACAGGCCCAGGCUGCCGGGCUGGGCGGUGGCUACCACGGCAUCUGGAAACGACGAGCCGAAUACGGCUCGGAGCUGACCGACUCCCUCGCCCAAGCACAGUCACAGGCACAGGCCGUUGGACUGGGCAGUGAUGGGGAUGGUGUUGCCCUGAGCCAGUCACAGUCGCAAGCACAGGCCGUCGGGCUGGGCAGCGACGGGGACGACAGCGAGGGUGGCGCUGCCCUCAGCCAGGCACAGGCACAGGCCCAGGCUGCUGCUGUCGGGCUUGAAUUCUAG
Schistocerca americana (American grasshopper) is the source of this 741-nucleotide messenger RNA. Its product is annotated as glycine-rich cell wall structural protein-like. Lineage: Eukaryota; Metazoa; Arthropoda; Insecta; Orthoptera; Acrididae. The transcript is spliced from 3 exons. The coding region runs from base 1 to 741 and encodes 246 amino acids. The record is from RefSeq and is a predicted model, not a curated record.